GAGGCCACUCCUCUUCCUCUGCACAAACAAGGAAAUCGAAAGUUAUCUCUGAUACUCCUCUGCGCCGUUUGUUAGUGAGUGUCAAAAUGGCAGAGGCAUUUUUUGAAGAUCAGGAUUCAUUUAGCUGUUCAAUCUGCUUGGAUAUACUGAAGGAUCCGGUGACUACUUCCUGUGGACACAACUACUGUAUGUGCUGUAUUGAGGGCUGCUGGGAUCAGGACGAUCUGAAAGGUGUUUACAGCUGCCCAGAGUGCCGACAGACCUUCGUCCAAAGGCCUGUUCUGAACAGAAACACGUUGCUGGCUAAAGUGGUGGAGAAACUGAAACAUACUCCUCCUGCUGCUCCUCCUGCUGCUCCUCCUGCUGCUCCUCCUGCUGCUCCUCCUGCUCACUGUUAUGCUGGACCUGGAGAUGUGGAGUGUGAUUUCUGCACUGGGAGAAAACACAAAGCCCUCAUGUCCUGUCUGGUGUGUCUGGUCUCUUACUGUGAGACCCACCUCCAGCCUCACUAUAAUUUCCCUGCCUUAAAGAAGCACAUGCUGGUCAAAGCCUCCACACAACUACAGGAGAAGAUCUGCUCUCAACAUGACAAACUGCUGGAGGUUUACUGUCGUACCGAUCAGCAGUGUAUCUGUCUGCUGUGUGUGAUGGAUGAACAUAAAGGCCAUGAUACAGUCUCAGCUGCAGCAGAGAGGACUGAGAAACAGAAGCAGGUGGGGGAGAAACAACAGAAAUCUCAGCAGAGAAUCCAGGAGAGAGAGAAGGAGAUGCAGGAGCUGAGACGGGCUGUGGACUCUCUGAAGCUCUCUGCACAGGCAGCCGUGGACGUCAGCGAGAAGAUCUUUGCUGAGCUGAUCCGCACCAUGGAGACACGGUGCUCUGAGGUGAAGGAGCUGAUCAGAGACCAGGAGAAGGCUGAAGUGAGUCAGGCAGAAGGCCUCCUGGAGCGACUGGAGCAGGAGGUGGCUGAGCUGAGGAGGAGAGAUGCUGAGCUGGUGCAGUUCUCUCACACAGAGGACAACAUCCACUUCCUCCAGAGGUUCAAAGACCACACUGCCCCCCCUGUUUCUGAAGAGAUGCCUGCCAUCAUCCUUAACCAAAGUCAUGAUUUUAAGAUGGUGAUGACCUCUGACCUCCAGAAAAAGCUGAUGCUCUGCUGUAAGAAGGGAGUGGUGAAGAUAUCAGCAGCAGUGAAAGCUGUCCACAUACUGCAGUCAGCAGAGCCAAGCACUCAAGCAGCAGCAUCUGUCGCACAAUAUCACGGAGAGUAUUAUCAAAAAUACUCUUUCAGGGAUUUGCGUUCAUUGUUGCAAGGUAAAAAUGAGGCAUGGCCCCAUGGGUAAAUGUUUAUUGUUUAAUUAAGGAGUGAUAAUACUAUCCUCAUCUUGUAGAUAAACUAUGUGCCCUUAAAAGGAGCAGGAGAGAGUGUGUGUUUGUUGUGUGUCACAGUUCAACUUUUCCUUUUCCUUCACUACAUUCCUAGAUAAGGUAACGUACUGUUUACUCCACUGACACCCAAAAGUACUAGUUUUAGAAUGCUUAGCAGGACAGGAACAUUAUCCAAUUCACGCCCUUAUCAAGAGAACAUCCCUGGUCCUCCCUACUGCCUCUGAUCUGGCGGACUGAAUAAACACAAAUGCUUCAUUUGUAAAUGAUGUCUGAGUGUUGGAGUGUGACCGUGACUAUCUGUAAAUAAAAAUAAA
Molecule: messenger RNA, 1703 nt
Organism: Oncorhynchus tshawytscha (Chinook salmon)
Lineage: Eukaryota; Metazoa; Chordata; Actinopteri; Salmoniformes; Salmonidae
Product: E3 ubiquitin-protein ligase TRIM47
Exons: 1
Coding region: 87-1343 (418 amino acids)
Molecular function (GO): zinc ion binding
Source: RefSeq, a predicted model, not a curated record